This is a messenger RNA of Mytilinidion resinicola, 2331 nucleotides long. RefSeq lists its product as uncharacterized. The transcript has 6 exons. Lineage: Eukaryota; Fungi; Ascomycota; Dothideomycetes; Mytilinidiales; Mytilinidiaceae. Gene Ontology annotation, biological process: regulation of DNA-templated transcription. The record is from RefSeq and is a predicted model, not a curated record. Gene Ontology annotation, molecular function: zinc ion binding; DNA-binding transcription factor activity, RNA polymerase II-specific. Bases 1 to 2331 code for a protein of 776 amino acids.
AUGGGCCGCAAGCCGAACCCGCUCAUUCUCGAGUUCUUCAAUCGCGGCGCGAAGCUUGAAGAUGCCAGCAAUCGCUACCAGCACACCUGCAAGGCUUGCGGGGAGAACUUUCCAAAAGGCCGCAUAGAUAGCCUCACGAGCCACCUCACCAAGAAAUGUCCCGCCAUAACUAUGCGCGACCGCCAGCGCGCGGUUCUCCAAUUCCACGAGCUGCCCGACCUUGACGGCAACAUGGCACCGACCACGAGCUCUCCCACCCAGCAGCAAGCCGGCCAGACCAUGAACCUUCCCUUUGCGCCGAAGCAGGGAGCAAUGUCAGCUCUGGAGACAUUGGCUGAAGUCUCAAGGCAGCGACUGGACAUGACCGGCAAACACACGCCCGGCAAUGGCAGGCGGCAGUCUUCGCCGCGUGCCAUUGGAACACAAACUGGAAAUUAUAUGGACGAGUUCAUAGUCCAGGACGACAGACCCGAGGAGGCUGGUAGUGUGGUGGAACGAGUCGAUACUUCUGCCGCUCCUCCUCUGCCUUCUAUAUACCAGUACGGCUCCCUUCAUUCACCUUCAGGCUCUCCUCACAUCGGAGGGCUUCCAACGCCACAUACCUCAGGGUCGUUGGCGGCACACCUGGUUCCUUCCCUCGUCAUAACAGCUUCGGCUGCAAAUGAGCUCUCGAACCUGCUGCCGCAGAAUGGCCUGACUAUGGAACCCGAACUCGGUGUGCCGAACGAAGGCAUUACUGACAAGUACUUUCACAAUACGCAUGGCCGAUCGCCGUGGGCGGGUCUCCAGUCGAACGCAAUCGACCCGAUGCUUCAAGACAAUGGCAGGGAUCACUCUAUGCCUACAGAAGGGUUUGCGAGCAGAGCCCCCACAUAUCCACGGCCGAUUGCAAUGAAUCCGAAUACAACGCAGACUCAUUUCACAACAGACUUCAGCAUGAAUCAAAGGCCUUCGAAACCUAAGGUCCGAGGAAGAUUCACCGACUCGAGACGCAAAGAGGUUCAGGAGGUCAGAAAGCGCGGGGCAUGUAUCCGUUGCCGAAUGCUGAAAAAGCCGUGUUCCGGGGAAAACCCAUGCAGCACCUGCGUGAACGUAGAGAGCGCGCGCUUGUGGAAACAGCCAUGCAUAAGGACUCGAAUUGCAGACGAGUUCGACCUAUACGUGGCAGGCCUCUAUGGUGUCUUGUCUUUCCAUGCGGUCGGCCAGGCCAAGGGGCAGAUUCACCUUGACCAGAUCCCUGGUAGGAUUGAAGCUACUCACUAUGUAGAUACUGCUACGUUUGCGACCUUCAAGCCACUCAAGUGUCAGCGAUCACAGAGUUCCGCAAUUGAUCCAGCACUGUUAGGCAACGGAAAUGUGCCUCAAUCUGAUCCAACAAAUCUUGAGAUCGUAGACUCAGAUAGCGAUGACUUGUGCGGCAAGCUCGAGCUUUACAUCCGGAAACUUGCCCCCAAAUUCGCCGAAUCCGAGCCUUCUGCCUUCAUGAGGCCGACACUCGCAACCGCGUUUGCUAUGAGCGCUGGAACAAAUAAGGAUAAUCUCCUCAGGCGUGUGCUUGAGCUGUGGGUAGCGACUCGAAUUCUCGUCGAUCACUCGAUACAGUGGCACCUCUUUCUCAAUCCAUCACACCCCCCUAUGACCGUACCAGCUAUUCUAGGCCAAUCUGACCUAGAAUCAACUUCUCGCACACCGAUAACGCGCGAAAGCAAUCGAGACUCUUACGAUCUCAUCAAAGGUCAAUUGACGGGCACCAUCGAAAAGAGUGCAGCUGCUCUCAGCAAAUUCGUUAUGAACGAUCUAGAGAGGCGCUUGUUGCAACGGCAACAGGCCAAUCCAUUCGAAACCUUUCUGGUUGCGGUAGUUCUCCUCGCUUGUGUUGAGCGCAUGUGUUGGCUGUUCAAGACUUGGGAAGUAGGCACGACUCGAAAUGCCGACUUAAAACCCGAAUCAGCCACAGCGGACAGGGAUCUUGCACAAGCGCUCCAAGGAUCACAGCCAGACCUGCCGAACCAACCGUUACGCAAUGCGAAAUGGCCUCUGGAUAAGCCGCCAGCAUAUUACAGCCAGCAAGGCGAGCGAUUCAGCGACAUCCUACACAUGCUACUAAAAAUGCGAGGAGUCCCUCCCAAACUCACUCCUCGUAUCGAAGACGGGGUGUGGGUUGCGUGGGGCGAAGACCCGGAUCCUACGACGAGGGAGUGGUGCGAGACUGUUGCAAUGACAUCCGAUAUCCUAGAUGAACGACCCAACGCACAAUUCCUAGGCGUAGAUCCUCGAGAAUGGGAGCUGAAGUAUAUCAGCAAGAUCAUCAAGGCUGGCAUUCAGUCUUAG